This is a messenger RNA of Aquila chrysaetos chrysaetos, 1245 nucleotides long. RefSeq names its product vacuolar protein sorting 25 homolog (gene VPS25). The coding region runs from base 58 to 672 and encodes 204 amino acids. Gene Ontology annotation, cellular component: ESCRT II complex. Gene Ontology annotation, biological process: protein transport to vacuole involved in ubiquitin-dependent protein catabolic process via the multivesicular body sorting pathway. The transcript has 5 exons. Lineage: Eukaryota; Metazoa; Chordata; Aves; Accipitriformes; Accipitridae. Gene Ontology annotation, molecular function: protein homodimerization activity; structural molecule activity. The record is from RefSeq and is a predicted model, not a curated record.
GCGGGCCGGAAGCGGGGCGGGGCGGGCCGGAAGGCGGCGGCGGUUCCGGUGGCGGCGAUGAGCUUCGCGUGGCCCUGGCAGUACAGCUUCCCGCCGUUCUUCACGCUGCAGCCCAACGGGGAGACGCGGCAGAAGCAGCUCUCGGCCUGGUGCGCGCUGGCACUCGCCUACAGCCGGCGGCACCGGCUGCCCGCCAUGACGGUGCGGGAGGCCCAGGACAGCCCGCUCUUCGCUAACCGCCGCCUCCAGCGUAUCCUUUGCGGGGCCCGUGCCCCCGCCUGCCGCCCCCUUCCCUCCCUGCCUUCCGCGGUCGGUGAGCGUCUCCUUAACCCCCACCCAGGGAAGCUCCCGCUGGAGUCCAUCCAGGUGGUGCUGGAGGAGCUCCGCAAGAACGGGAACCUGGAAUGGUUAGAUAAGAACAAAACCAGUUUUCUGAUCAUGUGGAGGAGACCAGAAGAAUGGGGAAAGCUCAUCUAUCAGUGGGUGUCAAAGAACGGCUUGACUAACUCCGUAUUCACGCUGUACGAAUUAGCCAGUGGAGAUGAUACAGAGAAUGAAGAGUUCCACGGCUUAGAUGAGACUAUGCUGCUCCGUGCCCUGCAAGCCUUGCAACAAGAGCACAAGGCUGAAAUUAUCACGCUGGAUGAUGGCCGAGGCGUCAAGUUCUUCUGAUAGGAGCCCCCUCCCCUCUUCCCUGGCUGCUGAAGCAGUUCUCGCUGUGAAGGUUUGUUUUCCUGGCCUGGUUUCAAGCUGUGACUGCAAGCAGCUGCAUACUCGGGAUUUCUUGGGGCAAGGAGAAUCUGCAAAGCCUUCCAAAGACGUGACUUCUUAGAAGUAUUCAGAGAUCCUCUGUCUUUUCUCCCUGUUGACGGUGUUUGAGAGGCUAAAGCUGCUCUAGGCAGUUCUGAGAGGGACCACCCAGAAGUUAGAUAAUGGGACUGCUCCUGUUGCUGAUCCCUGUUCCUGUGAAGGCCACGGAGCGGUCUCUUCAGCUGGCUGGUCGAGCUUGGCCUCGAAGGGCAACUCCUUCCCUCCUGCCAACCAUGUGCUUGGGCUCUGCAGUCCCCGCUGCGUUGCCACGUGGGGUGAAAGCAAGCACAAGGAGCUCGCUGUCGCUGCUGUGUUGUAGAAGACCUCAACGGCAGAAUGAUAUGGGCUUGCUGCAAAGCAGGCUGUGCAGCAGGGUGGGAGUGGAUGCCAAGGAACUAAUUUGAAGUAAUUAAAAUGAGAUGUAUUUAUAGAGCA